UAAUCACCGGCCAUAAUGAUAUGGCAGUUUUUCUAUCUUGUAGGUAAACAAUCUUAUCACGAACUCAACCGUUUCUACGAGUCAAUUUAGUAGUGGAAUUUUAGAAAAGCUUGUCAUAUAUUUGGUUGUUUGGUCUGAGCUUACAUAAGCGGUUGCAAUAGAUUGCAACAAUGGUUUAUUCAUACUGCAAAAUCCUAUAGCACCCGACUGUACGUGAUUCAGAAUUGUUUAUGUUUAACUAGAUAAUUGAGUUUUUUUCGUGCGAUCCUCAUAUUUGCAACGUUAUCAGAAUUGCUACUUAGAUAACAGAUAGUUUUCAUAACACAGUUUUCAUUCCGCUGUUGACUUUUAAUCAUGCAACAACCAGCUAACGCUUGUCCUGAGUGGGUUACUAUAGAACUCUUACGGAAGGCCGUCAGAAGCUACAAAAAUGACGAUACUUUCGAAGUUAACGAUUUCUCGGUAAAAUCGGGUUUUAGUGAACACUUUGCCAGCGUAAUGUUGCAGUGUAAAAUCGAUUGCAAAUCUGUGAAUACUGAACGUGAAACAUUGAAUGUGGUCGUGAAGGCGAGACAAAUCAUCGAGGGACUGAAAGCGAUUGCAUGUGAAGAAGCUAUGUUUGAAAAUGAGAUUAGAAUGUACACCAGCACACUUCCUGCAUUCAAUCGGCUGUUUGCACGUUUCGGAAUGAACAUUGAUCUUGCACCGGAAUUUAUUUACGCAACCAACGAUCCCUUCCCCAUAAUCAUUUUAAAGGAUUUGACCAUUGAUGGAUAUUUUGCACCGCGAACUUCUUUCGAAGAUCUUGAAGAUGCGAAACAAGUGAUUCAACGAAUUGCUCAAUUCCACGCUGCUUCGUUCUAUCUGAGUGGAACGAAUCAGAUGGAUUUCCACGACUACAAGUUUACUGCGUAUGAAAACGAGGACAUAUUCUAUAAACUGUACAACACAUCGGUGAAUGUGUUUAAGGAGGUGUUAGAAACGUGGGACGGUUAUCAAGAGUUUAUACCGAAAAUCGAAAGGUACAUGGAGCAAAUUGGAGAAAUUGGACGAAAAUCGCACAGUAUUAACAAGGCCAACUACGGAUACAAUGUACUAAACCAUGGCGACUUUCAUACGCGAAAUCUUUUAGUCAAACUGAAUUCCAAACAGAAUUUGCAACAGUUUUGCUUAAUUGAUUACCAACUUAGUAUCUACUGCAGCCCAGCCAUCGACUUAAAUUACGCUGCCAGCAUGUUAAGUCGCGACGAAAAUGGUGAUAUUCCAUACGACGAUGUCAUAGUCUUCUAUCACCAAGAGUUCGUAAAGACUUUGAAUACGUUCGGAUACACAGAACCGAUACCAUCGUUGAUAGACUUAAAUGUUGAACUCAUUCGACACGGGCGCACCAAUGUAUUGAUGCUGAUUAUUUUUGUUCCAUAUGGGUAUAUUGACUGGACCACUACGCGAAUGGAAGAUUUUAUGGGAACAAAUGAAAACGACGAAAAAGCGAAAAUGUUCAAGAAAAGCUUGUAUAACCAACCCAUUUGUAAAGCUAUAAUGCAGCGAACGUUGAAAAGUUUUUUACACAAAGGCUGGCUGUAAAUAAUUAGCGUGAACAAUAUGUGUGUGGAAAAUAAUAACAACAAAAAAUCUUUUGUUUUAUCCCAAUCGUAUUAACUACAUACAUCAAGUGAACAUAAAUUGCUGUUUAGAGAAAAAAAUGCUUCGCUGGCUUUCAUUGCAAAUGCGAGCGUAUGAAAUUUUUUUCGGGAAUAAUAUUUUAUUGAACAAUU
Messenger RNA from Bradysia coprophila, 1775 nucleotides. RefSeq lists its product as uncharacterized. Lineage: Eukaryota; Metazoa; Arthropoda; Insecta; Diptera; Sciaridae. The record is from RefSeq and is a predicted model, not a curated record.